Eupeodes corollae is the source of this 1265-nucleotide messenger RNA. Its product is annotated as putative N(4)-(beta-N-acetylglucosaminyl)-L-asparaginase GD10667. The record is from RefSeq and is a predicted model, not a curated record. Gene Ontology annotation, molecular function: N4-(beta-N-acetylglucosaminyl)-L-asparaginase activity. NCBI's taxonomy places the organism in Eukaryota, Metazoa, Arthropoda, Insecta, Diptera, Syrphidae. Gene Ontology annotation, cellular component: lysosome. Gene Ontology annotation, biological process: protein deglycosylation. The transcript has a single exon. The coding region runs from base 156 to 1184 and encodes 342 amino acids.
UCACUGUAUCCAAAAAGUCUUGAGAGAUAAACAAAAGCACAAAAACAAAUCCAAAUCAAAACUCGUCUAAUUAUGAGUUAAAUCACUUUCCAAUAUAACAAUCAAUAGAAAUUAUUAAAUAAUCCACCUACAGUUGCAUUCCAAAGUACAAAGAAAUGAAUGUCAUCCUCGUGACACUGAUUCUCUGCACUUUCUCCCAAGGAGUCAUAACGGCCAAUAACUUGCCCAUUGUAAUUAAUACCUGGGCAUUCAUUGAUGCAGCCAAUGAAGCCUGGAAAGUGGUUCAUCAACCACACAAAACAGCUCUGGACGCCCUAGUCGAGGGUUGCAGCACCUGUGAACGUUUGCAGUGCGAUGGCACUGUCGGCUAUGGUGGCAGUCCUGACGAACACGGUGAAACAACUCUCGACGCAAUGAUCAUGGAUGGUGCUACAAUGAAUAUCGGUGCAGUUGCAGCAUUGCGCAAUAUUAAACAUGCCAUUCGAGUUGCCCGACACGUUCUCGAGAACACUCAACACACACUGUUGGUGGGCGAUCAGGCGAGUCAGUUCGCUCAGAUGAUGGGAUUUCAGAAGGAAACCCUCAGCACUCCAGCUUCGAAAGAAAUCUGGAAAAAAUGGUGGACUGACGGAUGUCAACCGAAUUUUUGGGUAAAUGUUAAACCAGAUCCGAGGGCAUCUUGUGGACCAUAUAAACCUGAGCCUAACUAUCGUCCUCUGAGUUUGGAGAGAGAAAAUGAGAAAUUCGGAUUUGGAUCUAAAAACCACGAUACUAUCGGAAUGAUUGUUAUAGAUUCUAGUGGCCAUAUAUACGCCGGAACCUCAACCAAUGGAGCCAAUCAUAAGAUUCCCGGAAGAGUAGGUGAUUCUCCGGUGCCCGGUGCUGGAGCCUUCGCAGACAAUGAAUUUGGUGCUGCCGCUGCAACCGGAGAUGGAGAUGUGAUGAUGAGGUUCCUGCCAUCUUUUGUCGCUGUAGAGAAUUUACGAGCUGGACAAGAUCCCACUACAGCAGCUCAAAAUGCCCUCAAGCGAAUUUUAAAACACCAUGCCAAGUUCAUGGGAGGGCUGAUAGUUGUAAAUCGUUUGGGAGAAUUCGGUGCUGCUUGCACCGGCAUCGAUAAAUUUCCAUUUUCUGUUGCAUUUGGAAAUCAAACAAAAGCAAAAAUUGAAUAUAUUGACUGUUGAAUGAAAAAUGUGUGUUUUAUUCUUGUUUAUCUUUGGAGACCUUUAUCUCUGUCACUCUACCUCUUCCUAUUGCCAUAUUUU